UUCCCAGGUCGCACAACAUGGCGGCUUGAUAGAAACGACAAAGAAUCGCAAAAAAAUAGUUUGAUUCAGUGAAGAUGGCAGGCGAUUCUUCAGACAAGAAAGAAGUGGAGUCCUCUGGGGGCAAGGAGAGAGAGCGGAAGCGUUCUCGCUCUCGUUCUCGAGACCGUGAGAGGAAGGGAUCUCCGACGAAGGAGCGCAAGCGCCACCGUUCUCGGGAGAGAAAGAGAUCCCGCAGCCGAUCGAAAUCUGCAGAAAGAGAUCGACGGCAGAAGGAGAGGGAUAAAGAACGCGACCGGGACAAGGACAGAGACAGGAGUCGUAAGGAUAGGGACAGAGAUAAGGACAGUCACCGGAGAGACAAGGAUCGCAGCAGGAAAUCUAGCACAUCACCCAAGUCAAAAGAUGCCAGAGUAAAGAAGGAGAGGGAUGUGAAAAAAGAGGAAGAUGAACAGGAGGAAAAAAAGAAAAAAGAGAAGGUCCAGCCACUGUCUCUAGAGGAGCUUCUGGCUAAGAAGAAGGCUGAAGAGGAGGCAGAAGCCAAGCCCAAGUUUUUGUCCAAGGCAGAGCGGGAGGCGGAGGCCUUAAAGCGUAGGGAACAGGAAGUAGAGGAGCGGCGCAAACUCUUGGAUGAGGAGAGGAAGAAGAGAAGAAUCUUUCAGGACAUCGGGAGAAAAAUGCUGGAGGAUCCCCAGGAAAGAGAGCGCCGCGAGCGCAGGGAAAGGAUGGAACGAGAGAACAAUGGUAACGACAACGAUGACGAUCGGCAGAAGAUCCGUGAGGAGAAAGACAAGGGAAAAGAGCUGCAGGCCAUCAAGGAACGCUACCUUGGAGGUGUUAAGAAGCGUCGGCGAACACGGCACUUGAAUGACAGGAAGUUUGUGUUUGAAUGGGAUGCCUCUGAAGACACCUCCAUUGACUACAACCCCUUGUACAAAGAAAAGCACCAGGUGCAGCUGUAUGGCCGUGGCUUCAUUGCAGGGAUUGAUCUGAAGCAGCAGAAGAGGGACCAGUCUCGCUUCUAUGGUGACUUGAUGGAAAAGAGGCGGACAAUGGAGGAGAAGGAACAGGAAGAGUUGAGGCUAAAGAAGGUGCGCAAGAAGGAAGCUAAGCAGCGUUGGGAUGACAGGCACUGGUCUCAGAAAAAGCUGGAUGAGAUGACAGACAGGGACUGGAGAAUCUUCCGGGAGGACUACAGCAUCACCACCAAAGGUGGGAAGAUUCCCAAUCCUAUUCGUAACUGGAAGGAGUACCCGCUGCCCCCACAUAUCUUGGAGGUCAUUGACAAGUGUGGCUAUAAGGAGCCCACCCCCAUCCAGAGACAGGCCAUUCCUAUUGGUCUUCAGAACCGAGACAUCAUCGGUGUGGCUGAGACUGGCAGUGGUAAGACUGCAGCCUUCCUCAUCCCCCUGCUGGUAUGGAUUACCACCCUGCCCAAGAUAGACAGGCUCGAAGACUCAGACCAGGGCCCAUACGCGGUGAUCCUGGCACCCACCCGUGAACUGGCACAGCAAAUCGAGGAGGAGACUAUUAAAUUCGGGAAGCCUUUGGGCAUCCGUACAGUGGCGGUGAUUGGUGGGAUCUCCAGGGAAGACCAGGGCUUUCGUCUGCGGAUGGGCUGCGAGAUUGUGAUCGCUACUCCAGGUCGUCUUAUUGACGUCUUGGAGAAUCGGUACCUGGUUCUGGGCCGCUGCACAUAUGUGGUUCUGGAUGAGGCCGAUCGCAUGAUAGACAUGGGCUUUGAGCCAGAUGUGCAGAAGAUUCUCGAAUACAUCCCUGUCACCAACCAGAAGCCUGACACAGAUGAGGCAGAGGACCCAGAGAAGAUGACGCUGAACUUUGAAUCUGGGAAACACAAGUACAGACAGACGGUAAUGUUCACAGCUACCAUGCCACCGGCCGUAGAGCGACUGGCUAGAAGUUACUUGCGGCGCCCUGCUGUGGUCUACAUUGGUUCUGCGGGCAAACCCCAUGAGAGAGUUGAACAGAAGGUCCUGCUCAUGUCAGAGGCAGAGAAGAGAAAGAAGUUGCUGGAUGUCCUCGCUCGGGGCUUCGAACCCCCAAUCAUCAUCUUUGUCAACCAGAAGAAAGGUUGCGAUGUCUUGGCCAAGUCCCUGGAGAAGAUGGGGUACAACGCCUGCACACUUCACGGUGGCAAGGGCCAGGAACAGAGAGAGUUUGCUCUCUCCAACCUCAAGGCUGGUGCCAAGGACAUCCUAGUUGCCACAGAUGUUGCUGGCAGAGGUAUCGACAUUCAGGAUGUGUCUAUGGUUAUCAACUACGACAUGGCCAAGAACAUAGAGGACUACAUCCAUCGUAUUGGACGUACGGGUCGUGCAGGGAAGAGCGGUGUUGCUGUGACCUUCCUGACCAAAGAGGACUCGUCUGUCUUCUACGACCUGAAGCAGGCCAUAUUGGAAAGCCCUGUGUCUACUUGCCCCCCAGAACUGAGCAACCACCCAGAUGCUCAACACAAACCUGGAACCAUCCUGACCAAGAAGAGGAGGGAGGAAACCAUCUUUGCUUAGAACUCCCCUGUUUGUUGCUCACUCAUUUCAGGCCAUGCACAGGGUACCGUACUUCUUCCCUUUGUCACUGGGUCUUCACACAGCUGUUUGGUCUAUUUGUCUACACCCAUAAUUAGUUUGUGCUCAUAAUCCAAAUGGUCUGUUAAUAGCAUGUUCUUGGAACUUCCUCAUGAACUUUGCCCAGAUCUUAUCCCCUACCCCCUCUGCAGGUGAUAAACCGAUUCCAUUAGUCAUUAUUUGCCCUGCAGAGCAUCAACCACAUGCAGACCUUUGCUGAGAACUGUGUGAGACCUGUGUUAUCAGUGAAGUUCAUCAUGAUUUGGUUUUUCAAACAGUGUAAUUCUACUGUUUUUGGGAACUUCCUUAUCAACCAUGACUGGAGACCUGUGUGUGGAAUAAGGGAACAAAAAAGAAAGCUGGACUUGCUGGUUAACAGCUUGAAGAUCUGCCAGAAAUGAACGCAACAAAUACACAGGAAACAUGGAAAAGUGUAAAUUCUUUUCUACACAUUUUACUGUCAAAGGAGAACUUUACUUGUAUGAUGUUAUUACAAAAGGUUUAAAUUUUUUCCCGGGAAAUUGUGCUUGUAUUAAAGUGCAAAGAGAAGGUGUGAAAUUGUUCAUUGUUUUAAAUAAAAGUCCUUUUCCCUCA
Messenger RNA from Scleropages formosus (Asian bonytongue), 3176 nucleotides. It is a transcript of the gene ddx23, whose product is annotated as DEAD (Asp-Glu-Ala-Asp) box polypeptide 23. The record is from RefSeq and is a predicted model, not a curated record. Bases 75 to 2525 code for a protein of 816 amino acids. The transcript has 17 exons. Gene Ontology annotation, molecular function: ATP binding; nucleic acid binding; RNA helicase activity. NCBI's taxonomy places the organism in Eukaryota, Metazoa, Chordata, Actinopteri, Osteoglossiformes, Osteoglossidae.